AUGUAUGAUAAAAGAACAAUUGCAGAGCCGGACAAUAAAAAAGAAGCCAAGCGUAACAGGAACUUCGAGACUCCAAUUGACGGUAGCGAAAUGGCUUCGUCCCCAGUGCACGCCGGCAGUCCUACAUCGAUUCUGAAGCAUACAAAAAUCAAGCUCAAUUCGAUCUACACGACUGCACCCAUGAUGCCAACACUGAGUGAAAAUCUGCUGCAAAGGGAGGUGUUUGACUACGACUUUAGUCGCGAGCGUGUUUUCUUGGAGAUCGCAGAGGCCGAACUCGCUGCGAAGCAAAAGGCUGAGGAGGAAGAGAAGGUAGCUGUUGCAGAGGGCACACAGGACGGGUCAGACGAUGAGCUUGUCCGACAGGGCGCAAAUCUGUCACUGUCGAGUGGCAUGAGCUCCUCCAGACGUCAAGCCGGCUACUCAAUCAAGCCUCGCAGCUCUAGUGAAGAGGAUGUAGCAGCCGCCAUCUCGGCCUCUCUACGCGAGUACUAA
Molecule: messenger RNA, 495 nt
Organism: Peronospora matthiolae
Lineage: Eukaryota; Oomycota; Peronosporomycetes; Peronosporales; Peronosporaceae
Source: the annotation of a GenBank genome assembly